GAUGAUAUCCAGUACUUCCGUUUGCGAAUCGAUCGUAUAAAAGUACUGCCCGUCGGCUAGAAAUUAUUAUUCGAGUCUUUGUCCUAUUCGCAAACAGAACAUCGAAAAUGAAAUUCAUCGUCCUUGCUUUGGCUUUGGUUGGCUGCGUGGCCGCCGAAUCUGGCUACAACUAUGCCAAUCCUGGCUCCUCAGCUGCCGCCUCGGUUGCGGCUCCAGUGAGAAGCUAUGUGCCCCCAGCAGCAGUUGCCGCCUCGGCUCCAGCUCCAGUCUUCCAUGCCGCUGAGUCCGCACCUGCUCCACAGCGUUCAUACGUGCCACCCGCAGUCCACUCUGCUCCUGCUCCUCAGUACCAUGCUGCUCCAGCUCCUGUUCCUCAGUACCAUGCUGCUCCAGCUCCUGCUCCUCAGUACCACGCUGCCGCCUCUGCUAACGUGCAGUCCUUCGCCGCCGCUGAGUCUGCUCCCGCUCCAGUCAGAUCUUAUGUGCCACCUGCAGCUCCAGUUCGUGCUGCCCCCGCUCCCCAGUACCAUGCCCCAGCUCCUCAGCCUCAGUACCACGCUGCUCCUGCUCCUGCUCCUCAGUACCACGCUGCCGCCUCUGCUAACGUCCAGUCCUUUGCCGCUCCUGCUCCCAGCUUCCAGGCUGCCGAGUCCUUCGACAGUGGUUUCGAGGCUGCCGCUUCCGCUCCCGUCUCCGUCAGCUCAGGCGGUGGCGCUGGUGCCGGUGGCUACAAGUACAGGACUGUGCGUCGUCGCGUCCACAAGAACCGUGCCUAAGCGUUGAAUUGAAUUCAAUUAAGAAAGCCAAGCAAUAAACAGAGUUAAAUCCGAUUUCAAAUGUCUAAUU
Drosophila sulfurigaster albostrigata is the source of this 846-nucleotide messenger RNA. RefSeq lists its product as uncharacterized. The transcript has 2 exons. The record is from RefSeq and is a predicted model, not a curated record. The coding region runs from base 108 to 776 and encodes 222 amino acids. Lineage: Eukaryota; Metazoa; Arthropoda; Insecta; Diptera; Drosophilidae.